AUGAUGUUAUUCAAAAAUAGGAUAUUUAUUAACUUUAUUCUCAUUACGUGUCAUGUUAAAAAUUUCGUAAAAUCACAGACGCGUGUUGUUGGUGGUCAAAAUGUAUCUGAUAGAGAAUUUCCGUACAUUGUAUCUAUAAGAUAUCGUAAUGUACAUAUUUGUGGAGGUACAAUCGUCUCAAAUCGUUACAUUCUUUCAGCAGCGCAUUGUUUGAUUAGAUAUAAAUUAUAUAUAUUGUAUGUGAUUACAUAUGUACAAUUAUACGUAAUUAUAUUGGGCCAUUUUCGAAAUAUAAUUAUAUGUAAUUUCUUUUCCUCGAUAAUAAUAAUAAUAAUAAUAAUAAUAAUAAUAAUAAUAAUAAAUUUUUCAAGAAUUUCGCCAUUUUUAUUUACUAUCGUAGCUGGUAUAACUUCAUUGCAUGAAACAGGAAGUGUAUAUUUCGUUCAAUUUCCAAUAGUUCACACAUUUAAUAUUGAAACCCGUUCCAAUGAUAUUGUUUUACUUCGAACAACUCAGAAGAUAUUAUUUAAUUACAAAGUUCAACCAGUUCGGCUCACUUACAUAGAUAUCAAUGCAGAUCGGUAUCCAGUAACUAUGAUCGGUUGGGGAAAAUUUGAGUACAACGGACCUAUUUCGGAACAUUUGCAAAAAAUUCACUUAAGUAUUCUUGACCAUCACAAAUGUAUGCGAGAAUGGAAAUAUGUCAAUAAUGGUCAUAUUUGCAUAUCAACCGGCAUCGGACGAGGCAGCUGUGUGGGUGAUUCAGGUGGCCCCAUACUUGCUAAUCAUUAUCAAAUUGGAAUUAUUUCAUUUGGACAAUUGUGUGCAGUAGGAAAGCCUGAUGUAACUACAAAAGUUUUCCAUUAUCUUGAUUGGAUAAACAGCUAUAUUUUGUAUUAGAUCACAAUUUUAAGCCAUCAUUAAAAUGUAUCCAAAAACAAAUCACAAAUUUGGAGACGAAAGUUAAAUGCAUUACACUUAAGAAAUGGCAUCUAAGGAACCUGUAAAAAAAAUCAUUUUAAAUAUUUUCAGAAUAAAAAAAAAUUUUUUUGCAGUAUAUAUUAGUUAUUAAUAAUCGUUAUAUAUAAUAUAAUUUUUUCAAUGCAAUCGUAAACGUAAAAUAUUCGUGGAAAAUUAAAUAUUCAUAAAGUAAAGAGUAAUUUGUAAACCAAAGAUAGUUAUAGUACUGUUUAAAGUUUUUCUGCAAUACGUAGUCAUAAUUUGAAAAAUACUAUGAUUUCAACGGAAUUAAUUUAGUUAUCAUAAUUAAACUCUGUGUUAUAAACUUCGUUAUUAUACCGAUUCUUCAUUAGUAUGUAUCCUUUGCAAAUAAUUCCACAAUUUAAUCUUCUCAGGCAAUGAUACUGCGGAGUUUAGGAAUAUCGGCUUUUUUGAUGUUGCUUGCCUAUACAACAAGAAAUGUUCUGCAUAGAAACUGUAUAUGUGAUAUAGUAUAAAACCGACGACAAUAAUCAUAAAUAUUAAUUCUAAUAAAGUUGUUAAUAUUUGAAUACUUAUAUAUGUGAAUCUUUUCAUUAUGAUGAUCUAUAUUUUAUGAAGCAACUUUAAUAGA
Molecule: messenger RNA, 1573 nt
Organism: Microplitis mediator
Lineage: Eukaryota; Metazoa; Arthropoda; Insecta; Hymenoptera; Braconidae
Product: chymotrypsin-2-like
Exons: 5
Coding region: 1-900 (299 amino acids)
Biological process (GO): proteolysis
Molecular function (GO): serine-type endopeptidase activity
Source: RefSeq, a predicted model, not a curated record